This is a messenger RNA of Camarhynchus parvulus, 1706 nucleotides long. It is a transcript of the gene SEPTIN4, whose product is annotated as septin 4. Gene Ontology annotation, molecular function: molecular adaptor activity; GTP binding; GTPase activity. The record is from RefSeq and is a predicted model, not a curated record. Gene Ontology annotation, biological process: cytoskeleton-dependent cytokinesis; regulation of exocytosis. The coding region runs from base 59 to 1423 and encodes 454 amino acids. Gene Ontology annotation, cellular component: septin complex; synaptic vesicle; septin ring. The transcript is spliced from 12 exons. Lineage: Eukaryota; Metazoa; Chordata; Aves; Passeriformes; Thraupidae.
GGGCCCGGCCGUGCCCAUCGGCAGCCGCCGCUCCCGGACGGCGCCCGGCGCCGCAGCCAUGGAGGACUCGGACGAGGCUGAGCUGACCCAGUUCCUGCGGGAUUGCCCAGCAGCUGACAGCUCCAGGAAGGUGGAGGCCCCGGAGAGUCGGCGGGAGCCCGGCCACCCCCUGGGCAGCGGGGCCAGGGUCCCCCCAGAUGAAGGCAGUGACGAGAGGGACGCCAGGAUUCUCUCCCGCUCCCGGCCCGCGGAUUUCCAGCAGCACAUCGCCGCCCCCCCGCCCCCCAGCCCCAACCGCCCGCGGAGCCCCUGGGGACAGCUGGACCCCUACGACUCCUCCGAGGAUGACAAGGAGUACGUGGGCUUUGCCACGCUGCCCAACCAGGUGCAUCGCAAGUCGGUGAAGAAGGGCUUUGACUUCACCCUCAUGGUGGCAGGGGAAUCCGGGCUGGGCAAGUCCACCCUGGUCAACAGCCUCUUCCUGACGGACAUGUACAGGGACCGCAAGCUGCUCAACGCCGAAGAGCGCAUCACACAGACAGUGGAGAUCACCAAGCACGUGGUGGACAUUGAGGAGAAGGGGGUCAAGCUGCGCCUGACCAUCGUGGACACGCCGGGCUUUGGGGACGCCGUCAACAACACCGAGUGCUGGAAGCCGGUGGCCGACUACAUCGACCAGCAGUUCGAGCAGUAUUUCCGUGACGAAAGUGGCCUCAACCGGAAAAACAUCCAGGACAACCGAGUGCAUUGCUGCAUCUACUUCAUCUCGCCCUUCGGCCACGGGCUCCGGCCCCUGGACGUGGAGUUCAUGAGAGCUCUGCACCAGCGCGUGAACAUCGUGCCCGUGCUGGCCAAGGCUGACACCCUGACCCCCGCCGAGGUGGAGCGCAUGAAGAACAAGAUCCGGGAGGAGAUCGACCACUAUGGCAUCCGCAUCUACCAAUUCCCUGAGUGUGACUCGGAUGAGGAUGAGGAGUUCAAGCUGCAGGACCAGGCACUGAAGGAGAGCAUCCCCUUCGCCGUCAUCGGCAGCAACACGGUGGUGGAGGCCAAGGGCCGGCGCGUCCGCGGGCGCCUCUACCCCUGGGGCAUCGUGGAAGUGGAGAACCCGUCCCACUGCGACUUCGUGAAGCUGCGCACGAUGCUGGUGAGGACGCACAUGCAGGACCUGAAGGACGUGACGCGGGAGACGCACUACGAGAACUACCGCACACAGUGCAUCCAGAGCAUGACCCGCAUGGUGGUCAAGGAGCGCAACCGCAACAAGCUGACCCGGGAGAGCGGGACAGACUUCCCCAUCCCCGUGAUCCCCCCGGUGCCGGACGUGGAGACAGAGAAGCUCAUCCGGGAGAAGGACGAGGAGCUGCGGCGGAUGCAGGAGAUGCUCCAGAAGAUCCAGAAGCAGAUGAAGGACUCGCACUAGCCCAUCCCUCCUCCUCCUCGUCCUCCUCCUCGUCCUCCUCCUGGCCCCAUCAGAAAUGUUUACAUCACGCUCCUCCCGCCCGGCCCCGCUGCCAGACUCGGUACCAACACCCACCCACCACCUUAAGCUGCGGCAUCGCCUUAUCCAACCCCCAGCGCCCGCGGGGACACCCGGGGACAGCGAGGGGACACCCGGGGACAGCGAGGGACAGGGCACCCAACCGGGGGUUCCCUGCCCCGCUCCCCCCCACUCACUGGGGACAGCUUGGUCCCCCAGGCUUUGG